Molecule: messenger RNA, 3131 nt
Organism: Oncorhynchus keta (chum salmon)
Lineage: Eukaryota; Metazoa; Chordata; Actinopteri; Salmoniformes; Salmonidae
Gene: gng10
Product: guanine nucleotide binding protein (G protein), gamma 10
Exons: 3
Coding region: 139-345 (68 amino acids)
Biological process (GO): G protein-coupled receptor signaling pathway
Cellular component (GO): heterotrimeric G-protein complex
Molecular function (GO): G-protein beta-subunit binding
Source: RefSeq, a predicted model, not a curated record
GUUUGGGAAGUUAAUUUUUUCUUCUUCCUUUUUUUUUUACCAGUCCAGAAAGCGCCGUUUCCCGUCCAUAUCUCUAAUAGUCCUCAAACUAUUUGACCAAAAAAAAAACAAGAAAGAAAGAAAGAAAAUCAACAAAACAUGACGUCUAAUUCCAACGUGUCCAACAUGCGUCGACUUGUUGAACAACUGAAACUCGAAGCCAGUUUGGAACGGAUUAAGGUGUCUCAGGCAGCGGCAGAGCUCCAGCAGUACUGCCAUCAGAAUGCGGCUAAAGAUGCUCUGCUGGUCGGGGUUCCGGCAGGCUCCAACCCCUUCAGAGAACCACGAUCCUGUAACCUGUUCUAAGGACAGGACAUAAAAAAGGCGGAGUCAUACAGAGGAAAACUUACGUUGGAAUCGAGACAACAAUGAAGAAGUGAUCAGGCUGCAUUCAUUGAGAGAUACAUGUUUUCUCUUGUGCCACAUGGCUUUGUUAUGUUUUUAAAAAAAAUAAUAUAUAUCAUAUGAAGUAAUAAUAGGUUUGUAUAUUGGAGCUCAUUGUUUAUAUUUGUUUCUUGGAUGUUAGUAUUUUUAGUCCCAAAGUUCUUUUUUUUUUUUUUUUUUUUUACAAGUUUGGUAACAUUUAAUAUAAAUUUUAUCUGAUACAGGAGGGGUAAAAUAAGUCUAAUGCUGUAAUUACAACAUUGUUCUUUAGCUUUGUUUUGCAUUGCAUCAUCUUAAACUGCCUCGGUGUUUUAAGUCGGGGGGGGGUUCGAAACCGUUAAACUCCUUCCUUUCCUGUUGUUGAGACGUCGAUGUUUAAUGGAAACCGCUUAUAGUCAGUGACAGGAAGCUCGGGCUUCCUGUUUAAACCCACCAAAGAUACGUAAUAAUUCACAUGGACUUCCAGUUACUUCACAACAUACAAGAUGUUGUGCUGAGACGGGGGGGGGGGGGCAGCCACGGACCGAACUCGAUCGGUCUCUUUUAGCGUCGUGGAAAAGCUGUGACUGAUACCAAAGGAAAGCACUUUCCACCCAUAGACGUAUGCUUCCACCACCGCCCAGUGUCAGUAGAGCCCCUGACCACAGGAUGUUGCUGUGACUUCCCUUUCCCUUUAGCUUAGAUUGUGUCCCAAAUGGCACCUUAUUGCCCAUAGGACUCUGGUCUAAAGUAGUGCACUAUAUAGGGAAUAGGGUUCUGUAGGACUCUGGUCUAAAGUAGUGCACUAUAUAGGGAAUAGGGUUCCAUGGGGCUCUGGUCUAUAGUAGUGCACUAUAUAGGGAAUAGGGUUCCAUAGGGUUCUGGUCUAAAGUAGUGCACUAUAUAGGGAAUAGGGUUCUGUAGGACUCUGGUCUAAAGUAGUGCACUAUAUAGGGAAUAGGGUUCCAUGGGGCUCUGGUCUAUAGUAGUGCACUAUAUAGGGAAUAGGGUUCCAUAGGACUCUGGUCUAAAGUAGUGCACUAUAUAGGGAAUAGGGUUCUGUAGGACUCUGGUCUAAAGUAGUGCACUAUAUAGGGAAUAGGGUUCCAUGGGGCUCUGGUCUAUAGUAGUGCACUAUAUAGGGAAUAGGGUUCCAUAGGGCUCUGGUCUAAAGUAGUGCACUAUAUAGGGAAUAGGGUUCUGUAGGACUCUGGUCUAAAGUAGUGCACUAUAUAGGGAAUAGGGUUCCAUGGGGCUCUGGUCUAAAGUAGUGCACUAUAUAGGGAAUAGGGUUCCAUGGGGCUCUGGUCUAUAGUAAUGCACUAUAUAGGGAAUAGGGUUCCAUAGGACUCUGGUCUAAAGUAGUGCACUAUAUAGGGAAUAGGGUUCCAUAGGACUCUGGUCUAAAGUAGUGCACUAUAUAGGGAAUAGGGUUCCAUGGGGCUCUGGUCUAUAGUAGUGCACUAUAUAGGGAAUAGGGUUCCAUAGGGCUCUGGUCUAAAGUAGUGCACUAUAUAGGGAAUAGGGUUCCAUAGGGCUCUGGUCUAAAGUAGUGCACUAUAUAGGGAAUAGGGUGCCAUAGGGCUCUGGUCUAAAGUAGUAAACUAUAUAGGGAAUAGGGUUCUAUAGGGCUCUGGUCUAAAGUAGUAAACUAUAUAGGGAAUUGGGUUCCAUAGGGCUCUGGUCUAAAGUAGUAAACUAUAUAGGGAAUAGGGUGCCAUAGGGCUCUGGUCUAAAGUAGUGCACUAUAUAGGGAAUAGGGUGCCAUAGGACUCUGGUCUAAAGUAGUGCACUAUAUAGGGAAUACGGUGCCAUAGGGCUCUGGUCUAAAGUAGUGGACUAUAUAAUAGGGAAUAGGGUGCCAUAGGGCUCUGGUCUAAAGUAGUGCACUAUAUAAUAGGGAAUAGGGUGCCAUAGGGCUCUGGUCUAAAGUAGUGCACUAUAUAAUAUAGGGAAUAGGGUGCCAUAGGGCUCUGGUCUAAAGUAGUAAACUAUAUAGGGAAUAGGGUUCCAUAUGGCUCUGGUCUAAAGUAGUGCACUAUAUAAUAGGGAAUAGGGUGCCAUAGGGCUCUGGUCUAAAGUAGUGCACUAUAUAGGGAAUAGGGUUCCAUAGGGCUCUGGUCUAAAGUAGUAAACUAUAUAGGGAAUAGGGUUCCAUAGGACUCUGGUCUAAAGUAGUGCACUAUAUAAUAGGGAAUAGGGUGCCAUAGGGCUCUGGUCUAAAGUAGUGCACUAUAUAGGGAAUAGGGUUCCAUAGGGCUCUGAUCUAAAGUAGUAAACUAUAUAGGGAAUAGGGUUCCAUAGGACUCUGGUCUAAAGUAGUGCACUAUAUAAUAGGGAAUAGGGUGCCAUAGGGCUCUGGUCUAAAGUAGUGCACUAUAUAGGGAAUAGGGUUCCAUAGGACUCUGGUCUAAAGUAGUAAACUAUAUAGGGAAUAGGGAGCCAUAGGACUCUGGUCUAAAGUAGUAAACUAUAUAGGGAAUAGGGUGCCAUAGGACUCUGGUCUAAAGUACUGCACUAUAUAGGGAAUAGGGAGCCAUUUGAGACAUAGUGUUAUUUUGCCAUAUCCUGUUUGACACAGUCGUGGGUCCAGGGACCAAGGUCUCUUUCGCAAGGAAACCUAACAUGCACACAAACAUUAAAAACAUUAUUACCGUUAUUAUUGCCUCUUCUGUUCUCUGAGUGGAAAAACUUCAUCAGGCUUCUAAAAAAUAAAAGGGGCAAUCUGG